CUUCUCUCCAUUCCGCUCCACUCCACUCGGAUACGAUCUCUCCCUCUCUCUUGACUUCUCUCUGCUUCCUCGCUCACUUGAUCACGUGGCCGUGCCUGCCCCAGUGUCCAAGGCUGAGGGCUCCAUGUCCAAGCCAAGCAACACUACACCACACCACCGAGAGAGUCUGAGAUAGAGUUCUACCAGAAAUGGCGACCGGCGGAUCAGUAGCGGAAGCGGGAGCCAAGAAGGCGGAGACGGUUCUAGUAACCGGCGCGAGCGGCUUCAUCGGCUCGUGGGUGGUGCGCCUCCUCCUCGCCCGCGGCUACUCCGUCCACGCCGCCGUCCUCAACCCCGAUGACAAGGCGGAGACGGACCACCUCCUCGCGCUCGCCGGCGGCGGCGAAGAGGGGCGGCUACGCUUCUUCCGCUGCGACCUCCUCGACGGCGCCGCCAUGCUCGCCGCGGCCCGCGGAUGCUCCGGGGUGCUCCACCUCGCGUCCCCCUGCACCGUCGACGCCGUCCUUGAUCCGCAGAAGGAGCUGAUGGUGCCGGCGGUGGAGGGGACGCUGAACGUGCUGCGCGCGGCCAAGGCGGCCGGGGGAGUGCGCCGGGUGGUGGUCACCUCGUCCAUCUCCGCCAUCGUUCCCAGCCCCGGGUGGCCGGCCGGCGAGGUCCGGGACGAGCGCUGCUGGACCGACGUCGACUACUGCCAGAAGAACGGGGUCUGGUACCCUGCUUCAAAAACAUUGGCAGAAAAGGCAGCAUGGAAGUUUGCGGAGGAGAAUGAACUUGAUGUGGUAGUUGUCAACCCAGGGACGGUUUUGGGCCUGAUGAUUCCGCCAACCGUUAAUGCUAGCAUGGCCAUGUUCCUUCACUUGCUUGAAGGUUGCACCGAGGAGUAUGCAGAUUUCUUCAUGGGCGCAGUCCAUGUGGAAGAUGUUGCCCUAGCCCACAUUCUGCUGUAUGAGAACCCAUCGGCAUCUGGGAGGCACCUCUGCGUGGAGUCCAUCGCUCACUGGAGCGACUUCGCAUCCAAAGUCGCCGAGCUCUACCCCAACUACAAAGUCCCCAAAUUCCCCGAGGACACGCAGCCUGGGCUGGUGAGAGUGGAGGCAGCAUCGAAGAAGCUGAUCGGGUUGGGUAUGCACUUCAGGCCGGUGGAGAAGAUCAUCGGGGACGCGGUGGAGAGCCUCAGGAGCAGAGGCUGCAUCUCCUAGUUACCGGAUACCGUUGUGGCCUCCUGAUCAUCCUCAUUCAGGGAUGUGUUGUGCUCCCAGCGCUGUGCCUUCCUAGACCUUUACUUGUUCCUAGCGUGAAUGUGCAAUAAACGGCUGGUUGAUAUGCUCCGGCACACCUGGGGAUGUGGAUGGUCUGUCACAGAGUCCCUUGGUAGAUUCUUCCUACAAAUUACGUGUGUGUGUGGGUCGUGUCAUCGUCCCCUGGUGUAUGAUGAACCUUGUCUGCUCUGAUCCAUACAGAACUUUAAGAUGGCUGGACAAUGCCAAUGGUUGAUAAUCCCGGGUUAUUACU
Molecule: messenger RNA, 1512 nt
Organism: Brachypodium distachyon (stiff brome)
Lineage: Eukaryota; Viridiplantae; Streptophyta; Magnoliopsida; Poales; Poaceae
Product: cinnamoyl-CoA reductase 1
Exons: 5
Coding region: 189-1199 (336 amino acids)
Molecular function (GO): oxidoreductase activity, acting on the CH-OH group of donors, NAD or NADP as acceptor
Source: RefSeq, a predicted model, not a curated record